Molecule: messenger RNA, 684 nt
Organism: Acanthamoeba castellanii str. Neff
Lineage: Eukaryota; Discosea; Longamoebia; Acanthamoebidae
Product: glutathione transferase subfamily protein
Exons: 1
Coding region: 1-684 (227 amino acids)
Biological process (GO): glutathione metabolic process
Molecular function (GO): glutathione transferase activity
Source: RefSeq, a predicted model, not a curated record
AUGAACACGACCAGCCCUGUGACCAAGCCCACCCUAACCUACUUCAACGUUAUCGGCCGCGCCGAAGUGGCGCGCCUGAUGCUCGAGGACGCCGGCGCCGACUACCACUUCGUGCCCGUAGCCAACUGGCCCGACUGGUCCGACGACAAGGCCCGCCUCACCGCCGCCGGCAAGCUCGCUUUCGGCCAGGUCCCACUCUAUGAGGAGCCCGACGGGCUCACGCUGGUCCAGAGCGGCGCCAUCGCGCGCCACUUGGCCCGCAAGCUCGGCUUCAACGGGGCCGACGCCCACGAGGAGGCCCUGAUCGACCAGGCCAACGAGGGCGUGGUGGACACCAUCACCGCCAUGGCCGAGCCCAUCUUUCGCACACCCGCCGCCCUCCAGACCGAGGCCAAGCAGAAGCUGGUCAGGGAGACCCUGCCGGCGCACUUGGCCAUGUUCGAGAAGCUGCUCGAGAAGAACGGCAACAAGGGCGCCUUCUUGGUGGGCGCGAAGCUGAGCUACGCCGACCUCAACUUGUGGGUCGCUCUGGAGCUGGUGUUCGCCCGGGUGGAGGGCAGCCGCGACGCACUGCUGGGCGCCUUCCCGGCGGUGAAGAAGCUCAUCGAGAGCGUGUCGGGGAGGGAGCGCAUCAAGGCCUACAUCGCCCGCGACGUCUACACCACCAAAACUGGGCAGCCCUAA